AUGGCUGGAAAGUUCGAACCCAAGGUCCCUGUCAACCUGGCUCCCCCCAAGGACGACCCCAUCACCCUUGAGGAGUUGGCAAAGGCUGAUGGCUCAGACCCCAAUGGAAAGACGUACGUUGCUAUCAAGGGUAUCGUCUAUGACGUGACGGGCAACAAGGCAUACCAACCAGGAGGUUCUUACAAUGGACCCGAAAUUGACGCUCAAGGAGUCUUCGCUGGAAAGGAUGCUUCCCGCGCCCUCGGGAUGACCUCAACAAAGGCCGAGGAUGUCAGCUCCGAGUGGCAAGAUCUCCCCGAUAAGGAAAAGGGCGUCCUCAACGACUGGAUUACCUUCUUCUCCAAGCGGUACAACGUCGUAGGCCGUGUUGCCGGAGCUACAAACACAGAGUGA
Colletotrichum spaethianum is the source of this 393-nucleotide messenger RNA. RefSeq names its product putative sterol O-acyltransferase 2. Lineage: Eukaryota; Fungi; Ascomycota; Sordariomycetes; Glomerellales; Glomerellaceae. Gene Ontology annotation, cellular component: membrane; endomembrane system. The record is from RefSeq and is a predicted model, not a curated record. Bases 1 to 393 code for a protein of 130 amino acids. The transcript has 4 exons.